AUGUACUCGCACCUUGACGUGGUUACAACUGCUCUCGGAAAGAGCAACGAGGCUGCCAGUGCAUAUCGACCAGCCUCGCCGAAUGUUCUCACAGCUUCGGCAUUGACGACGAUGACAAACGGCACCACCACCGCUUUGGCGCCAGCCAUCAUCGCCGAAGGACAUGAAGCUCCCCAGAAGGAAAGACUCGGCCGGACCAGUACACAGAGAAAGUGGCACUCCAAACCACUCCCGCCAGCACCAUGUCUGGGCGAGCAUACGAACCCAUCACCCAUCACCCAGAACUUCAGACCUUUCUCCGUCACUUCAGCUACAAUGGCUACCUUUUCCGAAGAAAGCGAGCCUGCUAAGCGUACAAGACUGGUUGACGACUUCGACAUUCAAGGCGUUCACAACCUCCAGAACAAGGCUGCCUUCGACGAAGCCCUUGCCCAGAAGGAUACUCUGCUUGUCCUCGACUGCUUCGCGACAUGGUGCGGUCCUUGCAAGGUCAUUGCGCCCAUUAUGCUCUUUCGGUUCCCUAAGCAGUCACAUGUCGAUGCUUAUCAUGCGAGCAUUCAACCAGAGGCUGUUCGCCUUGGUGAGUACGACCUCGCGUGA
Messenger RNA from Pseudocercospora fijiensis CIRAD86, 600 nucleotides. RefSeq lists its product as uncharacterized. The record is from RefSeq and is a predicted model, not a curated record. The coding region runs from base 1 to 600 and encodes 199 amino acids. The transcript has 2 exons. NCBI's taxonomy places the organism in Eukaryota, Fungi, Ascomycota, Dothideomycetes, Mycosphaerellales, Mycosphaerellaceae.